Lontra canadensis (Northern American river otter) is the source of this 1343-nucleotide messenger RNA. RefSeq names its product pseudouridine synthase 1 (gene PUS1). Gene Ontology annotation, molecular function: pseudouridine synthase activity; RNA binding. Gene Ontology annotation, biological process: tRNA pseudouridine synthesis; mRNA pseudouridine synthesis. The transcript has 6 exons. The record is from RefSeq and is a predicted model, not a curated record. NCBI's taxonomy places the organism in Eukaryota, Metazoa, Chordata, Mammalia, Carnivora, Mustelidae. Gene Ontology annotation, cellular component: nucleus. The coding region runs from base 46 to 1329 and encodes 427 amino acids.
GGGCCCGUGCCACCCCCGCCCCCAACACCCCGCUCCCCGCCGCGCAUGGCGGCGCCCAGUGUGCGGGCGGCGGCCGGGGCCCUGCGGAGAGCCUGCGGAGCGUGGAGCCCGCGCCUGGGACGGCGUCUGCUCUGCUCGCCCCCCAUGGCCGGGAACGUGCAGGCCCCCGCCCCCGUGGGCGCCGCGCGGGAGCAGGACCGGAAGGCCCGGAGCAGCUGGCAGGGCGGGGCGCGGGUCUGGGAGGACGCGGAGCAGCAGGCCAAGAAGCUCAGGAGCAGUCCGGACGGGGAGCUGCAGAGGAAGCUGCCCAAGCGGAAGAUCGUGCUGCUCAUGGCCUAUUCCGGGAAGGGCUACCACGGCAUGCAGAGGAACGUUGGGUCCUCACAGUUCAAGACCAUCGAAGAUGACUUGGUGUCUGCUCUGGUCCGGUCGGGUUGUAUUCCUGAAAAUCACGGUGAAGACAUGAGGAAAAUGUCCUUCCAGCGGUGUGCCCGGACAGAUAAGGGCGUGUCGGCGGCCGGCCAGGUCGUGUCCCUGAAGGUGUGGCUGAUAGACGACAUUUUAGAAAAGAUCAACAGCCACCUUCCGCCUCACAUCCGGAUCCUGGGACUGAAGAGGGUCACGGGCGGCUUCAACUCCAAGAACAAGUGUGACGCUAGGACCUACGUCUACAUGUUGCCCACAUUUGCCUUCGCCCACAAGGACCACGACGUGCAGGAUGAGAGCUACCGGCUGAGCGCGGAGACGCUGCUGCGCGUGAACAGGCUCCUCGCCUGCUACAAGGGCACGCACAACUUUCACAACUUCACCUCGCAGAAGGGGCCCCGUGAGGCCAGCGCUCGGCGCUACGUCCUGGACAUGUUCUGCGAGGAACCCUUCGUGCGGGACGGCAUGGAGUUCGCGGUGAUCAAGGUGAAGGGGCAGAGCUUCAUGACGCACCAGAUCAGGAAGAUGGUCGGCCUGGUGGUGGCCAUCGUCAAGGGCUACGCCCCCGAGAGCGUGCUGGAGCGCAGCUGGGGGGAGGCGAAGGUGGACGUGCCCAAGGCGCCAGGGCUCGGCCUGGUCCUGGAGCGCGUGCACUUCGAGAAGUACAACCAGCGCUUUGGCAAUGACGGGCUCCACGAGCCGCUGGACUGGUCGCGGGAGGAGGCGGGGGUCACGGCGUUCAAGGAACAGCACAUCUACCCCACCAUCAUCAGCACCGAGCGCCACGAGCGGUCCAUGGCCCAGUGGCUGAGCACCCUGCCCGUGCACGACUUCAACGCCACCGCCCACGCCGCAGCCUGCCCAGAUGCCAAGGUCUCCAGCCCCCCAGGAGACAGUGAUUGAGGUGGUGGCCGCCC